Molecule: messenger RNA, 646 nt
Organism: Daphnia carinata
Lineage: Eukaryota; Metazoa; Arthropoda; Branchiopoda; Diplostraca; Daphniidae
Product: UPF0669 protein v1g209471-like
Exons: 4
Coding region: 92-646 (184 amino acids)
Source: RefSeq, a predicted model, not a curated record
GAUGCUUGAAAUCUGGUCGAGUUUGUUCAUAGAGGUCGCGGCGUACGCCUUUGAAAUGUUUCAGUGAUGUCUGCUGCCGUUACAAAAUUGAAUGCCUGAGAUGAGCUGUAAACUUUCGGGAUUCUUCACGUUAUUAUUGUUAUGGUGUAUUGCAGACUGCAAAGAUUUGACUUUACAAUCGGUAGUUGGAGACGUGGUUGCCGAUAAUUUUACGUAUUUCACCCUAGGCUACGAUGGACCCAUAAGUUUGAUCCUUGAUUCCUUGGAAGGUGAUGCAGACUUGUAUAUAUCACAGUUCUUGUUACACCCAUCAUACAACACUUCUGAAUACUGUUUGCACUCUGCCACAUGUGGGCAAGAUCGUGUUGAUAUACCGUCAGGCUUUCAAAGGCCAAUUGGUGUAGGUGUAUAUGGUCAUGUUCUACAUCCAUCUACAACAUUCCAGCUCACCGUUGUCCUAAGAGAUGAGUUUGGCCAAUUGCAGGAGGGUUUUGAAUCUCUUUUAGACUCUGAUUACCUUGAAAUGAAAAGAGUUGGAGGCACUGGAAAUAGUGGAUACAGAAUUCCCCAGAGUGAAGAGCAAUCAGUUUUUUCAUCAAUGCUUUGGACCUUUUUAGAGAUCCUCUUAGAAGUGCUUUUUGCCUAG